Molecule: messenger RNA, 1772 nt
Organism: Tupaia belangeri chinensis (Chinese tree shrew)
Lineage: Eukaryota; Metazoa; Chordata; Mammalia; Scandentia; Tupaiidae
Gene: TPGS2
Product: tubulin polyglutamylase complex subunit 2
Biological process (GO): protein polyglutamylation
Source: RefSeq, a predicted model, not a curated record
AAAAAUAACUGUACCAUGCCUGAGGACAUGAAGAACUUUUACCUGAUGACUAACGGCUUCCACAUGACAUGGAGUGUGAAGCUGGAUGAACACAUCAUUCCACUGGGCAGCAUGGCCAUUAACAGCAUCUCAAAACUGACUCAACUCAACCAGUCUUCCAUGUAUGCACUUCCUAAUGCACCAACUCUGGAAGACCUAGAGGAUGAUAUACAUGAAGUCAGUGAAGAGCAGCCAGAGAAGCCUCACUUUGACUCUCGCAGUGUGCUGUUUGAGCUGGAUUCAUGCAAUGGGAAUGGGAAAGUUUGCCUUGUCUACAAAAGUGGGAAACCAGCAUCAGCACAAGACACUGAAAUCUGGUUUCUAGACAGAGCAUUAUACUGGCAUUUUCUCACAGAUACCUUUACCGCCUAUUAUCGCCUGCUCAUUACUCACCUGGGCCUGCCCCAGUGGCAGUAUGCCUUCACCAGCUAUGGCAUUAGCCCACAGGCUAAGCAAUGGUUCAGCAUGUAUAAACCCAUCACCUACAACACAAACCUACUUGCGGAAGAGACUGACUGCUUUGUGAACAAGCUGGAUCCUAGCAAAGUGUUUAAGAGCAAGAACAAAAUCUUAAUCCCAAAAAAGAAGGGGCCAGUGCAGCCUGUAGGUGGCCAGAAAGGGCCCCCAGGCCCUUCCACCUCUAAAUCGUCCUCUGGCUCUGGAAACCCUGUUCGGAAAUGAGCACCCCUACCUCCAGCUCCCACUAGCCCCACAGUGGCAACUUCCUUGCACACAUGGCCCCAGGGGUGGCUUUCUCCCCAGAUUCUGUGAGUAGAACCAUAUUCCUUUUCCCAUCUGAGUGGCCAAAACCUGGACCUCUAAUUCCCACUGACAUUAGUCAGGAGUAAGUGAGUAAGUGCAUACUAAAAUCUCCCCAAGUGCCCUUCCCUCAUACUUCUCACAGUGGGUUGUACCAUCCUCUGCCUUGGGAAACAUUGGGGAAUUUUGGACCUUGCUUAAGUGGCCAAAUAAAUCUGAGAGCUUUCCCCUCAUUCUGUUGGGUUGUUGGAAAAGUCCUGACACAUUUUUGCAUAGGAAAACAGAAAAAAUGCAUCAUGACUUUUUCAACAUUCCCAAUACAUCUGACCCUCAGUCCCUUAGCAAUGAUUAGACGAUUCCCCCAAAGAAACCACUGGUUUUCACCAUGAGACAUCAGAACUGCACUGUUCAAUUAGAAGCUGCUAGUCACAUAUGGCCAUCUAAAUUAAAUUUUUUGAAAAUCUCAUUUCCCCAAUUGUAUUAACCAAUUCAAGUAGUCAUACGUGGCUCGUAGUUUCCAUGGGGGACAAUGCAGAGAUCUAGGACAUUUCUGUCAUCACAGGAAGUUCUGUUGGAUGACACUCCAUCAGGAUAUACAGACUAUUCUCAGACUAAUUACAUUUUGUUGUUAGAUAAUAUUGGUAUCUUAAUUUGGCAGAGAUUAUAAUGGUCCAUGAGAACUCAGAUGCAAUUAUAUGUUAUUUAUAUUCUUUACCACAAAUCUAUCUCGCUCUUGUACUUCGUUUUGUUUCCUUUAAAGUUUAUCUUUCUCAUCAGUGUCAUAUAAAGUUUCUUGCUUCCAGUUUCACGUUGAGGUGUGUUUGCACACUUGCCACACUUGUCUGUCUUAUUUAUCCAUAUUUAAGUACUUCUGUACAUUAUUCUAGCCAUUUUGAAACAAAAAAACAAACUUUCAAACAUUGCUUUGCAGGACUCUUCAUAAAGAACUUUGAUUAAAAAACCAGUUGACUGAG